This is a messenger RNA of Saimiri boliviensis boliviensis (Bolivian squirrel monkey), 861 nucleotides long. RefSeq names its product T cell receptor associated transmembrane adaptor 1 (gene TRAT1). NCBI's taxonomy places the organism in Eukaryota, Metazoa, Chordata, Mammalia, Primates, Cebidae. Gene Ontology annotation, cellular component: T cell receptor complex. Gene Ontology annotation, biological process: positive regulation of T cell receptor signaling pathway; negative regulation of receptor recycling. The record is from RefSeq and is a predicted model, not a curated record.
AGACACCUCCAUCACCACAUUUCCUGUUUGUAACUGAAACAGUACACACAAAAGAUUUUAAGAAACAGAAGAGAAAAAAAUCUGAAGGUGUUAUUGUCAUGCUGCUCUUAACAGGGCAACAUUAGCUAGGAAAAUAAGUUUGAGAGGAUUUUUAAUCUAUACAUUUGUCUUAUGGCUAGUUAAGGAUUUCUCUGAAAAAAGAAGCAUGUCAGGAAAUUCUGGGUGCCCCUUUUUCCUCUGGGGACUUCUAGCAUUCUUGGGCUUGGCUUUGGUUAUAUCACUGAUCUUCAACAUUUCCCACUGUGUGGAAAAGCAACGACAAGAUCAAAUGUACAGGUACUCCAAUGACUACAUUCCCAGGGAUGAUGAGUAUUAUAUUGAAGACACACCGAUUUAUGGUAACUUAGAUGAUAUGAUUUCAGAACCAAUGGAUGAAAAUUGCUAUGAACAAAUGAAAGCCCGACCAGAGAAAUCUGUAAAUGAGAGGCAAGAAGCUACCCCAUCUGCACAGGCAACCAACGAAGCGCAGAUGUGCUACGCCUCACUUGAUCACAGCAUUAAGGGGAAGCGCAGGAAGCCCAGGAAACAGAAUACCCAUUUGUCAGACAAGGAUGGAGAUGAGCAAUCCCAUGCAACGGAUGCCAGCGUUUCUAAGACCACCUUAGUAGACAGUUUCUCCCCAGAAAGCCAGGCAGUAGAGGAGAACAUUCAUGAUGAUCCCAUUAGACUGUUCGGAUUGAUCCGUGCUAAAAGAGAACCUAUAAACUACCUGGACCAUGAUCUAGCUCAAUGAUUUGGCUCCUGCUGAAGAUGGUUGCUAAGAAAACAAGAUCCACAGAGGACACAGAAGGACUUGGCUGC